UGUGUCAUAUUCAUCUCCUGAGGUUCACUUUUAAAUUGAAUAAAAACACACACACACACAUAUACAUUGUGUCUUUCUCACACAGAUGACACUAACUUAACACUUGUCCCUGCUUAAAAAUCUCUAGGAUGAUCUGCAGGCUUCGCAGCAAGCUGAUCACGGGACUGCUGUGACCUUUGACUCACAGGACGUCCUGCUUUUCCACAAUUGUGCAUGCGGGCAGUUUUUAUGCAAGUGUGUGUGUGUGUGUGAGGUGGAACGAGAGUAAUAAACGAGUAAUAAAUUAUACGAGUCGAUGUGAAGAGAGGAGUCACGACGGCACAUGAAGGACGCGUCCCGAGGGUUGCGUUCGGUGUGUGUGUGUGUGUGUGUGUGUGUGUUUUCUGACGGACUUUUUGUCAAGUUCUGCACUAAACAGUUGAGAAGGAGAUGAACUGACUGUAGCGUGAAACUCGGAUGUUGUAGGAAGGCUCAAGCGAUCGGUCGGCGCCGAGCGUGAACGCUAACAGCAUCAAGAUUACCGAUGUCACGCAGGACGGAGACAUGCUCACCUUCGCCAUCACGUCUCAGAAGCUGAACAGUGAUAAGGGGACGUGCGUCUUCAGGACGUACGAGGAUUUCGACUGGCUGCACAAGGGUCUUUUCUCUCAGGAGGACGUUGCGGGACUCCAUGGCGUCAUAUUCCCUCCUCUCCCAGCCAAACCUCUGCCUUCCAGCUCACACACACAGACUAAAGUGCUGAAACAGCUGGGCUUCCUGGCUCUGGGAGAUAACUGGCAGCUUUAUUGUAAGGCUUUAGAGUUCUACCUGCAGCAGGUGGCAGCACACAGCAUCCUGGGAAAAAGCAACGCUCUGUACAGCUUCCUCAGCAGCACAGAGCUGGCCUCUAAACAGCGCAGCAAAAAGGGCAUCUUGGACCGCCUCAGUCAGGCCGUGGAGGAAAUGAGGAAGGAAGGUCACAAGGAUGUGGAAGAGUUCUUUCACCACGAGAGAGAACGCAACACACACACGACCGCCCUGUUUAAAGCCACCUCGGAGAAAUUCCUCGACGUUGUGCUGACAAAGCAGAGGCUUGCUCUGGCAUGUGGCCAUUUCUCCACUUCAUUACAUCUCUGUGUUAAUCAGGACAAUCCGUCCGCCGUGGUCUUCUCCACGAUUUGUCUGAAGCUGUCGGAUAUAAUGGACGCAGUGAAAAGAAAUCUCGACAAAGUGUCGGAGAACGACGCACACACCUUGGGCUUGGGUUUGGAUCUCGAGUCUCGCUACCAGGAUGCGAAACGAGAGAUGUUGUUCAGAAGAACCUGUAAACUCGUGGAACUGGAAAUCAUCGUCAGGAACGCGGAGAAAGCCAAACCCAACAAGAAAGCAGUUAUGGACAGAGUGCAGAAAACUACACGGGAGGAGUUUAAUCUCAUCUCAUCAGUCGCGAAGGAAGAGAUCGAGUGGUACCAUAAAGCACGCGUAGGUGUGUUGCGAGACUUCCUGACGCGCUGGUGUGAGACGCAGCUGGACGCGGCCAGGGAAUCUGCCGCCCUCUUCUCUCAGCACCUGCAGGCUUGGAAAGGAUUUCCUGUCUGAUGCAGUACAACAUCGCUUUAAAACACGUACUAGUCCGAUAGAAAUGUUCGGGGGAGGGGUGAAUCGGAUACGAAUCUGUCUGGAAUAUAACCGACGGACACUUUAAAAGAAACGAGCGAUUAAAAGUACGUUACACUUUAUAACGCCAAAAAGUAAAAAAAUAAAUAAUCUUAUUUCCUCUUCACAA
Messenger RNA from Ictalurus punctatus (channel catfish), 1765 nucleotides. Its product is annotated as sorting nexin-6. The transcript is spliced from 14 exons. Gene Ontology annotation, molecular function: phosphatidylinositol binding. The coding region runs from base 544 to 1578 and encodes 344 amino acids. The record is from RefSeq and is a predicted model, not a curated record. NCBI's taxonomy places the organism in Eukaryota, Metazoa, Chordata, Actinopteri, Siluriformes, Ictaluridae.